Diabrotica balteata is the source of this 2328-nucleotide messenger RNA. The record is from the annotation of a GenBank genome assembly. NCBI's taxonomy places the organism in Eukaryota, Metazoa, Arthropoda, Insecta, Coleoptera, Chrysomelidae.
AUGGCAACGGAACCAGUGGAUAGUUUCGAUAACUCAGUUGAAGUAGCUGUAAUAAAAUCUCAGUUUGCAAACAUACAACCCUUAGUACCUUAUGAUGACACUGACGGUAGUUUAUCUGACAAUGAAAAUAUUGUUACUGGAUGCUUAACUACGGAGCAAGGACAUCGUCUCAUUCAGUCUUUAUCAAAUAGUUCAUCAUCGUCAGCUUCAUCUUUGGAUUCAUCCGAUAGUUCAUCUUCGGAGUCGUCCAAUUGUUCUCCAUCACCAGCAAAAGUAAACUUACUAACCCAUAUUACUCAGAACGUGACUGUUGAUGAACUGGACAGCGAUAGCGUUGUAGUAAAUCGUCAUCUCAGAGAGUUAAAAAGAGUUCAAAAUUAUUACACUUCUCCUUUAUGGACUGAUGAAAGUGAUGUUGACUUAAGCGAUACAGAUCCAACAUUCGUUAUCAUUGAACCUAAAAAAAAGAGAAACUACUUUUUUGAAAAUUUGAGAUCUUCUUCCACCAGUUCGGCAGAUUCCUAUCGUUUUUCUGGUAAUUAUAUUCCAAAAACGGGACGCAAACGAACUAAAAAUCCUUCCCAAUGGAAACAAAAUAAACUUAAGCGCAGGCGUAAUACAGGAAAAUCAUAUGUAUCUAUGUCGCAAACAAAAAAGACUAUAUCAGCCAGGUGUCUUAAAGAACCAUGUACAGAAAAAUGUAGACUUAAAUGCACUACAAAUAUUAAUAUAGAGUGUAGGUACGACCUUUUUAAGAAGUUUUGGGAUUUAGGUGAUUUAAGUAAACAAAGAGCAUACAUAAGUGCCACUAUGAUUGACAUUCAGCCUAAAUACAAAUAUAGCAAUGCUCAGAGACCCAGACACAACAAUAAAGCAUUUCAUUUCAUUAUGAAUCCUGAAGAGGAGUCUAUUUUAAAUGAUAAUCAACUCCAAGAUAUAAUAAAUAGAUAUGUUACGGAGCUACAGGAAAUGAAAAAUGAAGAGAUAGUUAACAAUACAGCAGAGUCCACAUAUGUUAAAAUAAAUAAUUUCUCAAUACGUGCCAAAGAAAAUAAAAUAGCAAAAGAACAAUUUUACUUAACAGUUAACUACCAAACAGAUGGAAAAGAAUAUAAAGCGAAUUUUUUUAUAAAAAUUAUUAGCAAGUUAAAUUCGCUAAUGUAUCAAAUAGCCGAAGAGACAUCUGCGUUUGAAAAAGAAAAGUUUUUCUACGAUUUAUAUGUUCCGUAUCUACGAGAAGAAGGUUUUGAUUGCGACUACAUCUGCAAAAGUUAUUUUUGUGAGUCGGAUGUUGUUGUAUUAGAAGAUCUCGAUGUAUCCGGUUAUAAAAUCUUUGAAAAAGAAAAGUAUUUGGACUUGGAUCAUUGUAGAGCCUGUUUGAAAACCAUGGCCCGACUCCAUGCCGACUGUAUCCUGUUUGAAUUAAAUAAAUCAAAAGAUCUUGAUUGGGAAUAUAAACUGGAGGAAGCAUUUCCAGAAAUAUUUGAAGAUAUGAUAUUUAUUGACCUAAAUAAAUUAAUUAUUAAACACUGUCAAAAUGUAGUAAGGGGAUUACGCAAACUCACGAGUUUUCUUCCUGAUCAUCCAAUAUCCGAUAAAGAAUUCGUUAGUGCAUUUGAUAGAGGUCUUUCAAAAAUACCUAAAGAACUCAGUGCUUACAUUAAAAACUACAGAUCAGUCAUAUCUCACGGUUGCUUAUGGGCUAAUAAGUUUCUUUUUAAGUAUGAUGGAGAUAAUAACAUAAUUUCUUGCAAAAUUGUAGAUUUUCAAACUAUAGGUAUACAGCCUCCAAUGUAUGACGUCCUCCUCUUCUUAUAUAUGAAUACAAGAAAAAGUUUUAGAGACGAAUAUCUUCAAGAUCUAUUUGACUAUUAUUAUCAGUGCUUCUCAAGUUAUAUUGAAAAAGGAGGUUAUACUGCAAGCGAAAUUGUCAGUGAGGGGGAGUUUUAUGAGACGUAUAAGAAACUGAGGUUUCUUUGCAAAGUGCAUUCAAUGAUAGAUAAAAGUUGUAUAUUAAUACCGGAUGUGAUAUAUACCAAUCAUUUAAAAAAUGCCGAAGAUUUUACAUAUUUUUUUUUCGAAGGUCGCCCAGAUAUUAUGGUUAAGCGAGCCAAAUGCAAACAUAUGUAUCUCAAAAGUUACGAUAAGUUUGUAAAAUUGACUGUUAUUUAUAUUUGUAGCAUACAAAACAAUUUACCUCAAGGUAUUUUCAAUAUUACCAAAAUUAGCAUAAAUGAACACAACAAAUGUUUCCAACUAUAUCAAAUUUGCAUUGAAACUACUGGAAAAUACAGCAUCGUCAUACAAAUAAACCACAAAUGGUCCUAA